AUGGAAUCAAGCGGCGAGAACAGUAAAACAAAAGCAGUGGCAAUGAAGGUAAAAGAAACCGACGAAAAGGCGCACCAGCAAGUAAAAAAAAUAAAAGAGUCGAGGAUAGGAAAGCUUAUCCCCACAGAAUGUGGCGAAAUAAACACAAAAAAAAUGGUCCUCAUUGCUCUAAUAGUAAACGCAACUCUUUGCACAUACACAUACUUGCUAUUUAUUGCGCUAUUUGGGAAAACCCAAGCGGACAGCUUUGUGUCAUCUCCUAUUGGCAUUAUUCUGGGAAUCACGUACAUUUUGGCGCAGGGCCACGACACAUACGUGUACUUCCUUGACAAAAGCACCAUGCUCCUCUCGUUUUUGGGAGUUCAUGCUGUUGGAUUGGCAAUCACAGUGCUGACCCUGUUCUUUUUAGACGGGAAUGCGGCAACUUUGCUCUUUAAGUUCGUUAUAGUCAGCACGUACAGCAUGUGGUCUCUUGUAUACGUGUACUUGUUUUCCAUUCACAUAUCGCACAUAAAGAUGGGCGGAUCUUCCAGCACAGGCGACCACCAGGAGGUAUAG
This is a messenger RNA of Nematocida major, 558 nucleotides long. RefSeq lists its product as uncharacterized. Bases 1 to 558 code for a protein of 185 amino acids. Lineage: Eukaryota; Fungi; Microsporidia. The record is from RefSeq and is a predicted model, not a curated record. The transcript has a single exon.